ACAACCAUACAGAAAACAUAGCAACCAUCAUAUGCAACAUCUCCUUCUUUCUCUUUUGUACGAAGGACCCAUAGAUUUUACAACAUAAGGAACAAAACCAUAAAUGAUACAAAUACUAAUAUACGUAAAUUAACAAAAAACAUAAAUCUAAAAAUGGAUUUAUCGAUUCUUUAAAAAGAAAUACAAAAGCCACUUGCUUUGAAAUUUAACGAUUCCUUUUCACUUUUCUUAAUCCUAAUCCAAAGUUGUUAAAUUAUAUUCAACUCACCUCUAAUUUAAAAAGAUUUUUUUUUUUUUUUUUCCUUCUUUCAGGAUAGAAAUUUUUAGUUGAAAAGCAAACCACUUUUUGUGAGACUUGGACAAAAUCACUGUGCUGAUAGGAUUUUCCUAAAUCAUUGAAUAUGAGAAUCCAAGCCUCUAAAAUCCAAACUCAUAAAUCAUUCCUCACAUCAUGGCUCUAUGCUCUUCAGGACACACUCAUCUCCAGGUACAACAUCUUCUAUCUUCUUUAACGUUUACAAUUUUUUUGCUCCUGAUAACAAUCCCAUAUUCAUCUCCUCUAGAGUUUGAUUACCCAGUAUUAGAUCAAACUAAUCGUACUCUAAUAGCUCAAGGAAAUACUACAUACUUGGGUUCAGGAAUUGAACUAACAAAAAACAAAACACACCAGAUUGGUCAUGUCCUGUAUUUUAUGGAUUUGAAACUUUGGGACAAAGCUUCGGGAAGAGUAGCAAAUUUCACUACCAAUUUCUCCUUCAUAGUCUAUUCAACAAACCAAGCUGGCAAAAAUGGGGAUGGGUUCGCCUUCUUCCUAGCACAGCCUCCAUUCCGGAUUCCUUAUUUCACCGACGGGAGUCGUAUUGGUUUGAUGAAUGAAGGUGGCUUUGCCUCUAGUUCAAAUCCAUUCGUUGCUGUGGAGUUUGAUACUUUUCCAAACCGUGUCGACCCACAAGAUAUGGAUGAACAUGUAGGUAUUAAUGUCAACUCCAUGGUUUCUAGGAAAACAACAUCUUGGUUAUGUAAUAUCACAACUUGGAAUGUCUAUAAUGCCACAGUCAGUUACAGUUCUACAACUAAAAAUCUAAGUGUUUCCUUCACUGGAUACAAAGACUCUGUUCCAGUUCAGCAGAGUCUUUCCGAUGAGAUUGACUUGGCAGAUUACUUGCCUGAAAUGGUUACCAUUGGUUUCUCAGCUGCUAAUGGAAAGCUGACUUCAAGACACAUACUUCGUUCAUGGUCUUUUCGAUCCGAAGAGGUCCCAACAAGAACAAACUCCUACACAGGAUUGAUCGUGGGGUUGAGCAUAGGUGUUUGUGCUUUCAUUGGAGUUUUGAGCUUGAUUUGUCUCUGCCUAUGGAAAUGGAAGAAAAGGAAUAAAAGAGAGGAAGAAAAUGUUUUAGUUCUCGAGCUGUCCAUGGACAACGAUUUCGAGAGGAGUAGUGGAGCUAGAAGGUUUUCCUACGAUGAGUUAGUAGCAGCGACAAACAAUUUUUCAGAGGAAGAAAAACUUGGACAAGGAGGAUUCGGUGGGGUAUAUAGAGGGUUUCUACAAAGCAUAGAUUCAUUUGUUGCUAUAAAGAAAGUAUCCACAGGAUCAGAACAAGGGUUAAAAGAAUAUGCAUCAGAAGUAAAGACAAUCAGCCGACUAAGGCACAGGAAUUUAGUGCAACUCAUAGGUUGGUGCCAUAGAAAAAAAGAUCUACUCCUUAUCUACGAGUUCAUGUCAAAUGGGAGCUUAGAUUCCCAUCUUUUCAAAGGUAAAAGCUCAUUGACUUGGGCCGCAAGAUACAAUAUAGCUAGGGGCUUGGCUUCAGCACUGCUAUACUUGCACGAAGAGUGGGAACAAUGUGUGGUACAUAGGGAUAUAAAAUCAAGCAAUGUUUUGUUGGACUCCAACUUCAAUGCUAAAUUGGGUGAUUUUGGAUUGGCAAGGUUGGUAGACCAUGAAAAAGGGUCACAAACCACGGUUGUGGCCGGGACUCUAGGCUACUUGGCACCUGAAUGUUUCACCACAGGCAUAGCCAGCAGAGAGUCAGAUGUCUACAGCUUUGGCGUUGUGAUUUUGGAGAUAGCUUGUGGAAGAAAACCCAUCGAGCCAACGACUAGAGGCAGUCAUAUGGGAUUGGUGCAGUGGGUUUGGGAGCUCUAUGGGAUGGAAAAGGUAUUGGAAGCUGCUGAUCCUAGACUUUGUGGAGAAUUUGAUGAACAACAAAUGGAAAGAUUGAUGGUUGUUGGGCUUUGGUGUGCUCACCCAGAUCAGACUCUUAGACCUUCAAUUAAGCAAGCAAUUUAUGCACUUGAUUUUGAAGCUCCACUUCCUGUUCUACCACCAGAGAUGCCUUUGCCAACUUAUGGACAUCCUUCAGUUCAAAGGUCCAAUGCAAGAGCUACUUGUGGUUCGGAGGAUGGCCAAUUAGAGUCUUCAACCAAUAGUACUAGUAAUUACACAGUUUCUUCUCGGUUUACCUCGUCUUCUGGAACAGCUUCUCCUUGCACGGCACUUUUGGCCUCUACUCAAGUUGGGUGUGUAUAAAUUUAAUGCUUUUUCAAUUUGCAUAUAUAAUUUUUUUUUUUUUCUUUUUAAUUGAGGAUGGGGAUUCGAACUCUUGUUUAAGUGUCGAUUUUAGCCAUGUUUUUCUUUAGCUUACAUAUCAUGUUUCAGAAGAUAUCAAAUCUUUUCUUCCUUUCCUAGAAGCUCAAAUCUCUUUCACUACUUGCGGUUUUACCAAUGUUUUGUUGGUAUUCCUGCACAAUUAAUUUGUACGAACGUUUUGUUGGUAUUCCUGCAUAAUUAAUUUGUCUCAUCUACAGCAAAUUUC
Messenger RNA from Ziziphus jujuba (common jujube), 2819 nucleotides. RefSeq names its product L-type lectin-domain containing receptor kinase IX.1-like. Gene Ontology annotation, molecular function: protein kinase activity; carbohydrate binding; ATP binding. Gene Ontology annotation, cellular component: plasma membrane. Lineage: Eukaryota; Viridiplantae; Streptophyta; Magnoliopsida; Rosales; Rhamnaceae. The record is from RefSeq and is a predicted model, not a curated record. The transcript has a single exon. The coding region runs from base 452 to 2533 and encodes 693 amino acids. Gene Ontology annotation, biological process: protein phosphorylation.